Helobdella robusta is the source of this 768-nucleotide messenger RNA. RefSeq lists its product as hypothetical. The coding region runs from base 1 to 768 and encodes 255 amino acids. Lineage: Eukaryota; Metazoa; Annelida; Clitellata; Rhynchobdellida; Glossiphoniidae. Gene Ontology annotation, molecular function: tRNA (guanine(46)-N7)-methyltransferase activity. Gene Ontology annotation, cellular component: tRNA methyltransferase complex. The transcript has 6 exons. The record is from RefSeq and is a predicted model, not a curated record. Gene Ontology annotation, biological process: RNA (guanine-N7)-methylation; tRNA methylation.
AUGUCGUUACCGCAAAAAAAAUAUUAUCGCCAGAGAGCGCAUUCCAACCCAAUGGCCGAUCAUUCGUUUCAAUAUCCUGCAUGCCCUGACCAAGCCAACUGGUCCGAACUAUACCCAGCAUAUUUCAACGAUGAGGAUGGUGUUUCACGAGAUUGCCAAACUGGAAACAUCGAUGGUGACGAUAGAAAUAAAUCAAAACGACAGGUUGAGAUUGCUGAUGUGGGCUGUGGUUAUGGGGGACUCUUAAUUGAACUGUCGACACUCAUGCCUGACAAACUAAUCCUGGGUAUGGAAAUUAGGGUAAAAGUGUCUGAUUAUGUGAUGGACAGAAUUCGGGCCCUUCGUGAAAAAGGGCUGAGCUCUGGGGCCUACCAGAAUAUUGCUUGUAUUAGGACUAAUGCGAUGAAGUACUUGCCUAAUUAUUUUAAGAAGGCUCAGUUAUCGGCAAUGUUCUUUCUCUUCCCAGACCCGCACUUCAAAAAGACAAAACAUAAAUGGAGGAUUGUUAGCCCAACACUUUUGGCAGAAUAUGCUUUCGUCCUUAGACCAGGGGGCCUCAUUUAUACAGCUACAGAUGUGAAGGACUUACAUGACUGGAUGGUAAAACACAUAAGUAACCACCCACUUUUUCGAAGGCUCUCAUUAGAUGAAGAGGUCAAUGACCCAAUCGGCAAGGUCAUGGUCGAGUGCACUGAAGAGGGCAAGAAGGUCACGCGCAACCAGGGCGAGAAAUAUGUUGCUAUUUUUAGAAAGAUUGAAGACCUGUAA